CUCUUUCUUCUCUUUUGGAUAAUAUGCCAAUGCAAAUCCAUUCAUCCACUCAAUUUCCAGUUUUCCAUUCUCCUCCGUCAAACGCCCACUGCCCAUAACCGUCGCAACAAUCAAUUAUGGCCGCUACGGCCGCCGCCAAGCUCGCUUCUGGCCUCCUUUCCUCCCCUUACACCCAACACCACCGCCGGAAACUACCACGUCUACCAUUGCAUCAUCAGUAUAGCCAACCAGGAAAGCAUGUAACUCUGGCCCUCCGGAGAAAUGGGAUAACGUGCAAGGCAGCAGAUGUGUCGUCCUCAGGCGUUUCUGAAGAUACAAGGAAUUGGAUACCGGUGGUGCCAGUAUCGGCGCUUCCGAAAGGUGAAAGGAGAGUGAUAAUACAAAAUGGAGAGGAGAUUCUCCUAUUGUGGUAUAAAGAUGAGGUGUUUGCUAUCGAGAAUAGAUCACCUGCCGAGGGUGCGUAUAGUGAAGGCUUGAUCAAUGCUAAGCUCACCCAGGAGGGAUGCAUCGUGUGCCCAGCAACUGAUAGCACAUUCGAUUUGCGAAAUGGUUCCAUCAAAGAGUGGUUUCCUAAGAAUCCUGUGUUAAGAGUGCUGACACCCGCUUUAAGUAAUUUAUUUGUUUAUCCAGUAAAAGUUGAUGGUGAAAAUAUCUACAUAAGCAUGGGACGAUCAGCACCAUCGGUUGCAUCUGCAGAAAUCGUGUUUAGUGGAAAGGCUCAACCUGGUAUAACCGCUACUGAUGUCAACGUGGAUGAGGUAAGAAUGGUGGUUGAUGAAGGGUCUGGAGGAUUUGGUUUUACAAAUAAAAACGAAUUGAUAAAUGGAAAAGCAGCCAUUAUCGGGUUCCUGUUGCUUUUGGAUUUUGAACUUUUGACUGGUAAAGGGAUCCUUAAGGGGACAGGCUUCUUGGAUUUUCUUUAUUCCAACAUCAAGUAAACAUUGUUACCGAGCCAGUGUGAAAACAAACUGACAGGUAAACUUGUAAGGUAUACAUCCGUUUUGUUGUGUUUCCAACAGUUUCACAAAGUUUGUGAUUGAGUUAUAUAUGUUGGUUUGAACAUAAAUAUAAGCAAUGUACUUCAUUUUUAUUAUUA
This is a messenger RNA of Lactuca sativa (garden lettuce), 1096 nucleotides long. RefSeq names its product Rieske (2Fe-2S) domain-containing protein. Gene Ontology annotation, molecular function: 2 iron, 2 sulfur cluster binding; nitrite reductase [NAD(P)H] activity. The record is from RefSeq and is a predicted model, not a curated record. NCBI's taxonomy places the organism in Eukaryota, Viridiplantae, Streptophyta, Magnoliopsida, Asterales, Asteraceae.